AUGGCACAUCCAUCAUCCGAUCGCCUCAGUGGAUCAGCAACACAUGGGACUGAGUCUGGACUUGUCAAAGUUGCAGCGCAGCCUUUUGAGGGUCCCAUCCCCCCCAGGCCUCUUUCUUUGUCACAAGCACCGACAGACAAACUUGAAGUAGCACAAGAUGAUUUCUUCCCAACAAAUGGCGACGACGACACCUUUGGUGCGCGACAUGCACCGGCAGCCACCCAAAACCCGGCAAAACUCCGCGAGAUGGUCAACCCUGACGCCAUCGACAGCCCACCAUCACCAGAGCUCGUCGAGUUCUGGAAGGCAGCUCUCGACGCCAUGAUGAAAGCAGCGCCACGCAUCCCACCGAUCAAGCUCAAGCAGAGUGUACCCGAGACAGAUAUAGAUCCCAAAUAUGACCAUGCUAAAGAUCAAGCGCGAAGGGAGUUUGUCAUCCUGUCCGAGUCGGACAAAGAGGUGCUCAAGUGGACGCAUUCGCAAAUGGUUCAGAGCGCAAAAAAAUUGGGCCCACGGAUACCUUAUGCAAAGAAUUCCAGGAGCUCAACAGGCACAGGCCCAAGGGGCAUCGUUAUGACCGCUGGCGGCAGGUACAUACACAAUGCCAUCUUCUCGCUUCACAUGCUCCGGCGCUCCGGCUCAUUCCUCCCCGUGCAACUCUUCAUCGACGGCAAUGUCACCGACUUUGUGCGCGAAAUUUGCACAGGGCAAUUGUUCGAGUUGGGUGUCGAGUGUCAUAGCAUGGACGCUGUCUUCAACACAACUCCACAAAUGCCCAAGCUGCUCAAGUACCAGUACAAGGUCUUCUCUAUGCUUUUCUCAUCAUUCGAUGACGUUCUGUUUCUGGAUAGCGACUCUUAUCCCAUCUUCAACCCGGACGACCUCUUCUCUUCCGAACCAUACAAAUCGCGCGGCUUGAUCACUUGGCCUGAUGUUUGGCUCUCUUCCACAUCCCCCACCUUUUACGAAAUCACUGGUAUGACAGCACCCGGCUUGGCCGAGCGCCGCAGCUCCGAAUCCAGCGUCAUGAUGAUCAAACGCUCGACGCACGGAGACGACCUGGUGAUGGCUACGUACUACAACCUGUGGGGUCCUGAUCGCUACUACCGGCUGUUGUCUCAAGGCUCCCCUGGCGAAGGCGAUAAGGAAACCUUCCUACAAGCUGCCUUGGUGUUAAACAAGCCUUACUGGGACGUUCACACAGACGUCGGAAUCUUGGGCCGAUGGCUGAAUGAGAGCUUUGUGGGCUACGGAAUGAAGCAGGCGGAACCAAGAGAGGAUUAUCGACUGUUCUCCACUGCACCUGGCGGCAAGCACGGCAAAAAGCCCCAGUCGAAAGAUCUUCAAGCCAAGAGAAUGUUUAUCCAUCAUAACAACCUCAAAAUCGACAUGCCCUCACUUGAGACCAUCAUGAAAGACGUGAUGAAGAAGAACAAAGAGGGACAAUUGAACCGACUAUGGGGCGACGACGAUACGCUCAUCGAGCAGUCCGGUUACGACGUCGAGAAAGGCAUGUGGGAGGAGAUACUCAGGUAUCACUGCCACCAGCAUCCAAACGCGGAUGGAUGCAAAAGUUUAAGGGCCUACUUCGGGUCUGUGUUUCUGCAACCUUCACAGCCAAAAUUUCAGCAAUGA
Molecule: messenger RNA, 1635 nt
Organism: Pyricularia grisea
Lineage: Eukaryota; Fungi; Ascomycota; Sordariomycetes; Magnaporthales; Pyriculariaceae
Exons: 2
Coding region: 1-1635 (544 amino acids)
Biological process (GO): mannan biosynthetic process
Cellular component (GO): Golgi apparatus
Molecular function (GO): alpha-1,2-mannosyltransferase activity
Source: RefSeq, a predicted model, not a curated record